CGUGCUAACGAGUUAGCCGGCUAGCUACCGCUAUCUGGUGUGUGCGCGGUGGAGGUGAAUUACAUAUGAUAUAGAGUAAUAAUCCAGCAUAUACUGUAUUUUAUUUUUAGGCUAGCCAUCCACGUAAUUUAAUUAUGCCCAGCAAAAAGAAGAAAUACAACGCCAGAUUCCCUCCGGCGAGGAUUAAGAAGAUUAUGCAGACAGACGAAGAAAUAGGCAAAGUGGCUGCAGCAGUACCCGUUAUUAUUUCGAGAGCCUUGGAGCUGUUUUUGGAAUCGUUGCUUACAAAGGCCUGUCAAGUCACCCAGUCCAGGAAUGCAAAGACGAUGACAACGUCACAUUUAAAACAGUGUAUUGAACUGGAGCAACAGUUUGAUUUCUUAAAAGACCUGGUGGCAACUGUGCCGGACAUGCAGGGAGAGGGGGAAGAGAACCACACAGAGGGGGGAGGAGAAAAAGUCCCUCGCAGGGGUCGAAAACCAGGAUCUGGGCGCAAGAAUGGAGGGGCAGGCUCCAAAGGGAAGGACAAGAAGUUGUCUGGCACAGAGUCGGAGCAAGAGGAUGACUCUGAAGACAGCGAGACAGAAGGGGACGAGGAUGAUGGCUCUCAGUCAAGCACAAAUCUACAGGCUGCAUCCAGAUUCCACAGCUCAAACGCGGCCCCCCCGUACAUGCACAUGGGCAACAUGGUCUCAAUGGGCAGCAUGGCUCCAGCACAGCCCCAAGGCGGCAUGGCCUUCGCCCCCCACCCCUCCAUGAUGAGUGUCGCACCGCCUCCCCCAGCCCCCGCGCCGCACAAAAACGAGGAUGACGACGAUGAAGACUAUGACUCUUAGCUCCGUCUGCCCGCCGCCUCCACCACUCGCUCUCUCACACACACACACACACACACACACACACACACACACACACACACACACACACACACACACACGCUCUUUCAACAUUAUUUUCAAUUUCUUAAGUUGUAAUUGCGGCGGCCGCUCUAAGCAGAGGAGGGAAAGACUCUUCAUCGCAGCCCACUUACAGAAAAACCCUCAACAGCCGGCUGUAGAAGAGACCGCCGCAGGAGACAGAAAACUGGUUGUAUAUUAUGUGUUUUAAUUUUCUUUCUUUCUUUCUUUUUUUUCUUUUUUUUCUUUUUUUUUUUUAAAGGUUUUAUUUUACUGUAGGAGGAGAAUCCAACACGGAUGUUUUUUAACAAGUCAGUCGUUCUAUUUUGGCUAUUAAAAAUGGCAGUCGUCACCGUUUUUGCCAUUAGCCCCUGCAGACAGGAUAGGUGUGGUUUGUGUUGCCUUGUAGCUUUUUCUUUUGGCACUUUUCUUUCUUCCUCAAUCCUCUGUCGUAGACAUGAUGAAGUGAACUUGUCAGUCAUCAUGCAAACCCUCAGGUUGGCUGAAAAAUUCUGUAAGUGGUAGUUAAAGCCUUAUUACAGCCUUUGGUGCUCAUACAAAGGCAGUUAAUUGAGAUGAGUUCAGGGCAACAGCUUGUUAAGUAUCUGAAAGGUGAUCAGCACUUGUCUAAGGGAAAGGGAGGUCAUUGUCUCACCCAUGAAGUGUUAUAUUACUCUGUUAUCUAUUGGCUAUGAAUUACUGCUGUUAAGAUGUGAGCCCUACUUCUGGGCUUUGCCACAACUUGCUAGUCAAUUCAAUUGUCAGCCUGUAACAUAAACAAGGAAGCAGGUGUAUUUUUACUAUAGGUUAGCUAGCCACAGCUUUUUUUGAAUUAGUUUCUAUUUUUAAUUCAUGUUUUUUAUCAAGAGAACUGUAAACUUCCAUGACCACAACCAUAUCAGCAGGUUAAAGAUUUACAGUGUUGUUAUUUUUGAUGCUGUCAGGCAUUUAGACCUCCUUUAUUAUUUUAUACGACCAUUAAAUUCCCCCGAAUUGCCCAUCAGAAGUAUACUGUGACUGUUGAACUAUGACUUUGUUUUUAAAGGUGUUUGUCCCCUCUAAUUUCUCCUCUGGCCACCCCUCCAAUUUUGAGUAACAUCCUCCUUUAUCUUAGAUUGUUUUAGAUGUAUCCAAUGAAAGCAGAGACGGGGCUCCCCAUUUAUAUGUCAGUCUCAGUAUGAAAUGUUUCCAAAUAGACAGCUGACACUGUAUUGUAAACUUUUAACAUUCUUUUUAUUUUGUAUGGGUGAAAUAAAGUUCAUAUUUCAAUUA
Messenger RNA from Seriola dumerili (greater amberjack), 2165 nucleotides. RefSeq names its product DR1 associated protein 1 (gene drap1). The coding region runs from base 135 to 836 and encodes 233 amino acids. The transcript is spliced from 7 exons. Gene Ontology annotation, molecular function: transcription corepressor activity; core promoter sequence-specific DNA binding; transcription coactivator activity. Gene Ontology annotation, cellular component: negative cofactor 2 complex; nucleus. Gene Ontology annotation, biological process: transcription by RNA polymerase II; positive regulation of transcription by RNA polymerase II; negative regulation of transcription by RNA polymerase II. The record is from RefSeq and is a predicted model, not a curated record. NCBI's taxonomy places the organism in Eukaryota, Metazoa, Chordata, Actinopteri, Carangiformes, Carangidae.